Molecule: messenger RNA, 1967 nt
Organism: Papaver somniferum (opium poppy)
Lineage: Eukaryota; Viridiplantae; Streptophyta; Magnoliopsida; Ranunculales; Papaveraceae
Product: aspartyl protease family protein 1-like
Exons: 10
Coding region: 20-1687 (555 amino acids)
Biological process (GO): proteolysis
Molecular function (GO): aspartic-type endopeptidase activity
Source: RefSeq, a predicted model, not a curated record
CUGAGCAAAAUUGAAACCCAUGGCUUCUUCUUCUUGCUAUUGUAGUUCUAACUAUCUAUUUACUCUAUUCUUAGUGUUCUCAAUUAUGUGUUUCCAGAAUGCAAAGAACUGUAAUGCAAUCAAAACCAUUGAUUUUGAAAUACACCACAGAUUUUCUGAUCAAGUUAAAGCUAUUAUGGGUGCUGAUAAUUUACCGGAAAUAGGUAGUCCUGAGUACCAUGCAGCUAUGGUUCAUAGGGACAAAGUUUUCCAUGGUCGCGCUCUUUCCGAAAACGAUGAUGAUUCUAAGUUGCUCACCUUGUCUCAUGGCGCCGACGCUUCUUAUAUUGAUUCACUCGGACCUUUACACUAUGUUAAUAUUUCGUUGGGGACACCGAGUUUGUCGUUCUUUGUCGCGCUUGAUACAGGAACCAAACUGCUGUGGGUACCAUGUAUUCACAACGAUAUGAAAAGAGAGGAAAUAAGUCUCAACACAUACAGCGUGAGCUCUUCAUCGACGAGCAAAGCUGUGACGUGCAACAGUAGUUUAUGUGAACUCCAAAGUGGAUGCUCCAAGUCUUCAAGUGAAUGCUCUUAUAAAGUUGAAUAUAAUGCUCAUAUUUCUUCUUUCGGAGUUUUGGUAGAGGAUGUUUUGCGUUUGAAAACAGAUAAUCAUAAUCCAAAAGACAUUGAUGCAAGGAUAACAUUCGGCUGUGGUCAGGUUCAGACUGGUUUUUAUUGGGACGGUAUGGCUCGCAAUGGGUUAUUCGGGCUUGGUAUUGGGAGCACAUCUGUUCCUAGCAUUUUGUCAAGGAAAAGCCUAGUAGCAGAUUCGUUUUCCAUGUGUUUUGGAAAUGACAGGGUUGGAAGAAUUAGCUUUGGGGACAAAGGCAGCUCGGACCAACAACAAACUUCAUUAAAUUCCAUGCAGCAAAGCCCAUGGUAUAACAUUACUGUAACUCAAUUAAAUGUGGGGGGAAGUCUAACUGACGAGCUCGAUGUUACUGCAAUAUUUUACUCUGGUGCCGAAUAUACACUCUUAUACGAUCCAGCAUACACGGCUCUAUGUGAUAGCUUCGACUCGCAGAUAGAUAAACGACAUUCUGCUGGUCCGAUGCUCGGUUUUGAAUACUGUUACCAUAUUAACACGGCUACACCAAAUGUGACUUUCAUCAUGAAGGGUGGGAGCAAAUUCAAUGUUUAUUACCCAUUGGUUGAGAUACUAAACACUGAUAAGACUGUUACCGCAUAUUGCUUGGGUGUUAUGAAGUCUUCAGGAGGGAAUUUCAUUGGCAAUAAUUUUAUGAUCGGUCACAAUAUUGUUUUCAAUAGGGAGAAAAUGGUCUUGGGCUGGAAGGCGUCUAACUGUACUGAUAGAAUUGUCGAUUCAAGGAAUGAUAUAUUUCCUCCAUUUCCAGCAGUGUCACCGGCGUCACCCCCGACAAUAAAUGUUCAGCCGCCUUCCGUAAAUGACGGAGCAGCGUCACCCCCAAUAAUUAAUGUCCAGCCACCUUCUGUAAAUGACGGCGCAGCCUCACCCCCAACCCCGACAACAAAUGUUCAACCACCUUCGAUUAACGGCGGAACUCCUAGGAAUGGUUCGAAUUCUAAUAACGCUCCGCAGCUUUCUGUCGGAAAACCAAGAAAUCUAUACCUGAUAGCCUCAUCACUUCUCGUGCUAUUUCUUCCCAUUUUAAAAAUCGUAUGAUUGCUUGUGUUUUUUUUUCUUUUCUUUUUUAUGGUUGAAGAAUGCUCAAUAAAAGAGAAUAAAAUGUGACCAAAUUGAACGUUAGUAGAACUGGAAGUGGGUUUUUUCUGCUUUACGUACUAUUUCAAUAAUAAACGUAAGAUUUUGUCACUGGCCUCAUGGCAGAGCAAGCUAUUAUUAGCCCUAGAAAUGGUAAGGAGCAAAAUAUCGACUUUCUGGGCCAGAUAAAAGCAUGUUUCAAAAGAAUUCCACAUUAUCAAUAUCAACUCAGAGUUUUUUU